AAACUGAAGAGAAAGAGAUUGAAGUAUUAACCAAACUAAAAGAAACAGUUGACAAACAAAGAGAAGAAUUGAGGAAGUUAAAGACAGAUGCUAAACACAGAAUGUCUGAUUGUGAGGCUCUUCAGAGCCAACUGGAUCAGAUUGUGAAGGUCAAUGCUGACCUGAGGAGGAGUAACAGUAUACAGAAGAAGCAGGCCCACACCUUACUGGAGGAGAAAAGUGACCUGGAGGCACAGCUGGCCGACAAGGAGCAACAGAUCACCAAAAUCACUCAGAUGAUUCAAGAACAGGAACAAAUUCAAACACAGCAAUCAACUGCCAAACCUCCUCACCCCUCCCUAGAAGUA
Messenger RNA from Saccostrea cuccullata (small rock oyster), 347 nucleotides. Its product is annotated as RILP-like protein 1. The record is from RefSeq and is a predicted model, not a curated record. The transcript has 2 exons. The annotation marks the transcript as partial. NCBI's taxonomy places the organism in Eukaryota, Metazoa, Mollusca, Bivalvia, Ostreida, Ostreidae.